This is a messenger RNA of Mugil cephalus (flathead mullet), 4539 nucleotides long. It is a transcript of the gene ccnd1, whose product is annotated as cyclin D1. Bases 419 to 1297 code for a protein of 292 amino acids. Gene Ontology annotation, molecular function: cyclin-dependent protein serine/threonine kinase regulator activity. Gene Ontology annotation, cellular component: nucleus; cyclin-dependent protein kinase holoenzyme complex; cytoplasm. The transcript has 5 exons. The record is from RefSeq and is a predicted model, not a curated record. Gene Ontology annotation, biological process: regulation of cyclin-dependent protein serine/threonine kinase activity; positive regulation of G1/S transition of mitotic cell cycle; mitotic cell cycle phase transition. NCBI's taxonomy places the organism in Eukaryota, Metazoa, Chordata, Actinopteri, Mugiliformes, Mugilidae.
GGGUGCUGCCUGCCUGCCUGCCUGGCUCUUUCUUAUAUGUGGCUUUUUACGCGUAGAAGCGCGCGCUCCCUGGCAGACUGCACGUCUCCUUGAUCCCCCCCCCUAACAACGGCUGACGUCAUCACGCGCACACGGCACAACAACUGCUUGCCAGUGCGCGUUCGUAGACUUUUUGUCUGGUGAAGAGAAGCUGCUGAUUCUUCAGAGACCUCGCGGACACCGGGGUAGCAGCAGCAGCAGCAGCUGAAACCGUGAUCCAGAAAGUAGAAAAAAAGAGGAUUUAAAACUAGCUGACUGUACCCUUACGGACGUCUGCCUCGUCCUGCCGUGACAAAGACUUUUUUUUUUUUAAACGAGGCGAUAGGAAAAUUCUACCCGGGACCAUAAUCGUCGCCUAUUCAUUCAUAACAGAAGUACUAUGGACGACCAGCUGCUGUGCUGCGAAGUGGACUCCAUCAGGAGAGCCUACCAGGAUGUCAACCUGCUCAACGACCGAGUUCUACACACAAUGCUCAAGGCAGAGGAAAUCUACCUACCUUCGCCAAACUACUUCAAGUGUGUUCAGAAAGAAAUUGUACCAAAUAUGAGGAAAAUAGUUGCCACCUGGAUGUUGGAGGUCUGCGAGGAACAGAAAUGUGAGGAAGAGGUUUUUCCACUGGCUAUGAACUAUUUGGACAGAUUUUUAUCAGUGGAGGCCACCAGGAAAGCAAGACUACAGCUGCUCGGAGCUACAUGCAUGUUUCUAGCAUCUAAGAUGAAGGAAACUGUACCCCUAACGGCAGAGAAACUCUGCAUCUACACGGACAACUCGGUCCAGCCGGAAGAACUGCUGCAAAUGGAGUUACUGGUUCUCAACAAGCUAAAGUGGGAUCUGGCUUCAGUCACUCCUCAUGACUUCAUUGACCACUUCCUUUCCAAGCUGAGGAUCUACCCAUCCACAAAGCACAUCCUAAGGAAACACGCUCAGACCUUUGUGGCCCUCUGCGCAACAGAUGUCAACUUUAUUGCCAGUCCUCCGUCCAUGGUGGCGGCAGGCAGUGUCGUAGCAGCCGUUCAAGGCCUCUACCUGAAGAGCCACGACGCCUCCUUGUCCUCCCAGAACCUCACCAACUUCUUGUCGCAGGUCAUCCGCAGUGACCCGGACUGCUUGCGGUCAUGUCAGGAGCAGAUAGAGUCCCUGCUGGAGUACAGCCUGCGACAGGCUCAGAAACACAGCAGCACAUCAGAAAUCAAACGUGUAGAAGAGGACGUGGACCUGUCCUACACCCCGACAGAUGUGAGAGACAUCAACAUCUGAGAUGAUAGAUCGAAAGACAGAUAGAUAGAUACAUAGAUACAUGAUAGAUAGGUAGAUACAUAGAUAGAUAGAUAGAUACUUUAUUGAUCCAGAGGGAGAUUCACCCACUGACAUGAUGACUUGGGUAAAGUCGUCAUCAGAGGGUGGUGAUCGGGGAACAGGUGCCUCAUCUGAACUCAGCCUCUCCUCCUCAUCCUUCUCCUUCUUGCUCAUGGCCUGCUAUCAUGGCUGACGUGUUGCUCGCAUGUCAGCUGUCCACUGUGGUUGCACGAUAAGAUUUCAUUCCACGCGCCACGCAACAUGUCGCAUUCCUGGGAUGGGAAACGAACUCUACAGUAAACACUGAAGAUCAGUCACCUGCAUGGGCUGGAGUUGAAGCAGAUGCAUUUUUUUCUGAUUCCCUCGCAUAAUAAACUAUCUUGGCCAACUUGCCCAUUAAAACAUCCCAAAGUGUUGUCUACAGCAAGUCCUCACUGUCUGUGUUCGGGGCCCUCAACCGAAACCUGACAUUUAUUAAAGCAAAUAGGCUGUUUUUGUUUUAUAUUCUUUUCAGUUAUGUUUUGAAUGAUUUAGAUGUCUUUAGUCUUGUGACUUAGUGCAGACAGUUUUAAUAUAUCAAUGCUUGCUCAACACUUUUCAUAUAAUUUUAGACAUCUUUAUCAUGAAAUCCACAACUUUUCCUGCAAGCCUUUUUGUUUUUAAAGCGAUUGUAGUAUGUGAUGCUUUGUUUUUAUCAGCCCAGAGACUGAGCUGCUGGUGUGAAGGUUUGGAUAAAUGUUCAUUCCUUGACCACAGUUGCUUAAUCCGUUUCAUGUUGCUCAUAAGAUCAAAUCAGUGCACAUGCAAGCAGAGAAAUUCACAGUCGGCUUUCUUUUUCUGUCCAGCUAGACCUAAUACUAUUCAAAAUACUUUUUUUUUCUAAAGCACCUUUGGUUGGUGAUGCUGGCUCAACUAAAAAUCACAGUAACACAGUCUGUAAAAGAACAUGAAUGGGAUAGUGGUAUGAGCUGGACCCUUGAGGGUGGAGUCUCAGCAGGGCAACUGUAUUCAGAAAUGUUUAGUGUAGUUACCACUCAGCAUGGAGGGCCACAAUCUGAAUGUCCAGAGGUAAAAAAUAAGAAUGAGUAUUAUUUUUAUAGUUAAAAUAAUGCUUUAUUUUUUAUACAGAAAACAUAUUUAUUUUUGUUGCUUGCAACUGACCGUGGCUCUACCAACUGCCGUUUCACCCAAAGCAGUGAGCUUAUUUCUGACAUCAGAAUGGCCAUGCAUUCCAGGAACAUGGUAAAAUGACACGUGCAUCUAAAAUCCCCCAGGACAGAAUCUCCUUCGUUGCACCACCUCAGUUUAAAUGGGGCUCAUGGAUUAUGGGAAGAUGGAAGAAGAGUUGAAGCUAAAAAAAAAAAAAAAAAAACAAACAAAAAAGAGGCGUAAUAAGACUAUUUUGCACAAGCCUAAAAGACAUGGGCUGAGCUUCUUGGGACUUGCCUAAAAAUGUGGAGAGCUAAAUUGGCAACAUUACCAAGAAAAGUGAAAAAGUAGCUAUUGGUUAAAAAGGGUUUAGGCUCACAAGUGUCUUUUUUUUUUUAUCUGUGGAGUUCAAUCCAGGACGUUUUCACGGCCACCUACACGUAUACUUCAUAUGUGAGGAUGGACAGUUUGUCGUGAGCAAGAGGGCUCUCUUGAAAUGAAAGUGUGGAAAACACUCUGAACUCUGUGAGUAUGUCACACUCUGUUGGAACCAUUUAAAUUACAUUUUGGAUUGUAUGUUAAGAAUAGAGAGUAGGAGAGAAACACUCCCAUGUAUUCUGCUGCUAUAGAAAAUAAAUCCCAGCUACGUGUUUCAAAAUGAUGACAAAAACUCAUAAUAGAUUGUUUUUCUCUUGUUGUUUGCUGCUACAUUUUGGUGUUUUGUUUCUUUUCUUUUUUUCUUUUUUUUACAUAUAAAUGUCAUUAUAUUGCCAGUUUGAAUUUUCUCAUAGAAAAUUGUGUUUUUGACAUCAUCAUUUUGUUUUUGUUUUGUUGUGUAGAUUCUAUAUGUUGAGUUUUGUUUUGUUUAUAAUUACGUAAUAUGACUUUCCAUGCUCUUCCAAAAACAAGGGAUAAUGAAACAAUGUACAGAAAUGCUUUCAUCCACGAUACCUCAUGUGACAGUCAAGAUCUAUCUCUAAUUUGUAGGCAUUUUAUGUGUUGUGUUCUGUUUUGAUUGUUGGUUGAGUGCCUACUAGCUCUGUUAAACCUGCUUGAGGUGAAACUCCAGAAAUGGAAACCAGACAGUCCAGGGCAUGCUUCGAAUACCGGUGCCACAUCAGAAAAUGGCAUAUGUAUAACUCUGUUGAGUGUUAAGCUGUCUCGAUGAAAGAGACUUUUAUCCUCUCUUUAGGCCCAUAGCGGCCUACCUUCCUUACCCCUUUUUAUAUUUAUAAAAGAGAGAAAAAAAAACUCUUUGCUCCACUUUUCAAACUGUCAGUGAGCUGAUUUGAGUUUGUAAAUAGAUUCAGUGUCAUGCUUGAUAAAGCCAUAGACUGUUUUUGUUCUGCUUUCACAAGUAAUUCAACACACUUUUGUCUACUUCAUCCCAGUUGUGUGCAUCUGAGGCAAAAAUGUGCUCAUCUUUGUGUCGUCAACACAAUUAAAACGUAAAUUAGAUGGAGUUUUGGAAAUCUAGCCGUCUGCUUUUGUCCAGAGGAGAUGAUUGUGCUAUAUGCAAACAUUUCACUUGAGAGUCUACAUCCUCCUUAGAUGAUGUUAACAUACGAUAGGGAGGGCGGUCAUUUGGUGUAAAAAGCACUACUAAUCUUGAUACCUAUUUUUGUUACAUUAUGCUGGUGUAGAGUUUACAGAAUGAAUGUUUAGCUGGAGAAUCUACCACACAUGAAUUCUUACUAUAACAACAUAGGCUGCUUUAAUUACACACAUGCCUACAAAAAAUGUGACCUUAAAAACAGGUGUUUGAAUUUUUUCAGUCAGGUUUUAGAGUUCAUCAUAGUACAGAAACAGCACUGGUUAAAGUUACUAACAAUCUCCUCAUUACUUCAGACGACUAAUUUUUUUUGUCUUUUCUGUACUUGUCCUGUUACAUCUCAGUGCUGCAUUUGACACUACUGAGAGUUGAAAGUGCGACCAGGAUUUAAAAGGAACUGUAGUGUUUGCUCUGGGGGUUUCAGGCUCUGGGUUCUAUGAAGCGUCUGGAAACAAUUUGGAUUGUUGUUGAUGCUAUAUAAAUAAAUACAACUGAAAUGAAA